CCUUAUCAUUUUCACUGCCAUCAUCUCUGUCACUCUAAUAUUCGACAUUAACCCAUAGGAGGUUUCCAGUUUCCAUAUUGGCAUUUCCCAGUCCCUCCCUUUUAAACUUGUAUUAUUUUAUUAAACUCAACCUAUUUCCAAUAUUUCUCAUGAUUUGAAAAGGUUUAUACAAAAUGGGUUUCCGGGUUUUUUGUUGUGGCUUCUCUUUUGCUUCUUCUUUUGUUGUUGUUCUGCUGCAUUCAGCAGUUCUUAUUCUCCUUCUUCUCGUUCAUCACAAAGCUGCUGCUGCUGCUGCAAGUGAUCAAUGUGAUCUUUUCACGGGAAGAUGGGUGCCGGACAAAUCGUACCCGCUUUACGAUCCUGCCGUCUGUCCCUUCAUCGAGCGGGAGUUCAGUUGCCAGAAGAAUGGCCGCCCGGAUCUGGAUUACACCCAGUACAGAUGGAAGCCUCUUGGCUGCUAUCUCCUUAGAUUUGAUGGUCAAGACUUUUUGGAACGAUUUCGAGGGAAGAGCAUCAUGUUUGUAGGGGACUCGCUGAGCAGAAAUCAAUGGCAGUCAUUGACAUGCAUGCUUCAUUCUGCCCUCCCCAAUGCUAAAUACAAUUUAACAAGACAAGAGGAUGUUUCCACCUUUUCAUUUACGGAUUAUGGAGUUAAAGUCAUGCUGGAUCGGAAUGUGUAUUUGGUAGAUGUUGUACGAGAAGAAAUUGGUAGAGUCUUGAAACUUGAUUCAAUCGAGGGAGGGAAGCUAUGGAAAGGAAUGGACAUGCUCAUCUUCAACACAUGGCAUUGGUGGAACAGAAGGGGACCUUCUCAACCAUGGGAUUACAUCCAAGAGGGAACAACGAUUAGCAAGGACAUGGAUCGUAUGCUUGCUUUCCAGAAGGCACUUGCAACAUGGGCUACGUGGGUGGAUCUUAACAUCGAUCCUACCAAGACUUCCGUUUUCUUCCAAGGAAUUUCCCCAUCCCAUUACAAUGGCAGCCAAUGGAAUGAACCGAAUGCGAAGAGCUGCGUGAGGCAGAAGCAACCAUUGCUUGGGUCCACAUAUCCAGGAGGCUUGCCACCAGCAGUGGGGGUGCUGAAGAGUGCAUUAACAAAGGUUUCAAUACCCGUCAAGUUGCUUGACAUAACAAACCUCUCGCUUCUACGCAAAGAUGGACAUCCUUCUCUUUAUGGUUUGGCCGGAAUGGACUGCAGCCACUGGUGUCUUGCUGGUGUUCCUGAUACUUGGAACCAGAUUCUUUACAAUCUUAUUCUUUGAUCCAUCAACCUCAUGGAUUAUUAAUUUCUACACCCAGACUAAACAUGAUCCACGAUUAUUAUUCAAUAAUGAGAUUUUCACAGCUCCUUGGUG
Molecule: messenger RNA, 1355 nt
Organism: Juglans regia (Persian walnut)
Lineage: Eukaryota; Viridiplantae; Streptophyta; Magnoliopsida; Fagales; Juglandaceae
Product: protein trichome birefringence-like 41
Exons: 5
Coding region: 174-1262 (362 amino acids)
Cellular component (GO): Golgi apparatus
Molecular function (GO): O-acetyltransferase activity
Source: RefSeq, a predicted model, not a curated record